AUGCCCCUUCGACGCGACGCGGCGUUGCUGGAAGACCAGCCGCUGCUUGACCGCGCUGCAGGUGCGGCUGGGAUGGCGUGGCGCCCCUCCCUUGGUUCGCCACCUAGGUCAGAGACCUCCUUGGAGCCCGUCGCCUUUCACGCCGACUUGACGGAAGAUGAUUGCUGGCGAUGCGCGGCAUGCAGAUCUUGGAGCUAUGCCUGGUGCGACCAACGGCAGAGCUGGCGCUGUAUGGACUGCGGUUCGAUGACUUUCUCACUGCAGUCCCAACCAGUUCACCUAGGCCAUCGUGCAGGCACCUUGGAGCCCGAUCCGACCGGCCAGGUUAGAGCUGAGCCCAAUACGACCUACCACACUGACCUUCCGGAGUACCCCACGCACAUGUUCCAGGAUUACCUCAUGUACAUGUUCCUAGAGUUCCCCAAGUACCAGUUGGCUCACCUCCCGGUGGUCCUGACGGAUCACAAGGGUACACCUGGUGGAAGCACGAGCUCUCCGAGCACCUGGAACACCUUGAAAGGACCCACUCAUGGUGUCCGCUACCGCGGCGGACAGCCGCCCCAGCCGCCAGGCUGGCACUAUGACAAGAAUGACCUUGCCGCCUUCCGGAAGUGGAAGAAAAGGAUUGAAAUGUGGGCCUUGCAGGUCGUGAACUACGUCCCAAAGCGCGAGGCCGGCAUCCUUCUCUUCAACAGCCUCAAGGGCGAGUUGGAAGAGGAGCUUGAGGAUGCCCCAUUGGAGAAGAUCUUCGAUGUGGAUGGAGUCACCUUCAUCAUGGACACCAUCCAGAAGGCGGUUGAGACUCGUUCAGUACACCUCAAACGACAGCUGCUCAAUACAUAUGAGCAUAUCUACCGAGCGCCACAAGAGACGAUGAGGAGCUUCGUGAACCGCUACGCUCGCACAGAGCGGGCAUUGGGCACCGUCGGGAUCAAGGUCACCGACAUGUAUGACGCCGAAGCUCGGGGCGCCAGGAUGCUCGAAAGAGCCAAGCUGUCACAAGAACAUCAGCGCCAAAUCCUCAUUGGCACAGGCCAGUCGCUAGAGUUUGACAACAUCAAGGAUGUCAUGCUGUUUCAGUGGCCGGAGCACAAACCGCUCCCGCCACCUCUCCACCAGCCUGGUGGGAAAGGAUUCAGAGGAGGCGCACCGCCGCCAGCCGGCGGAAAAGGCAAGUCAAAGGGCAAGGGUACACCUCCACCUCGUCAGACCUUCGUCACGGAGGCCAACGAGACCGACCUCACCAUGGAGGAGCCCGACAUGGACCCUGACCCGGAAGAGCCUCCAGCAGAGGAGGACGCAGACAAUGAAGUGACUUCUCAAGCCGAUCAGGAAGAGCUUGAGUGGGAUGAAGACGACCCCGAAGUCGCACAGAUUCUCACAGUCACGGCACGAAAGCUAGCGGGUGUUUUGCAGGCCCGCAAGUAUGGAUCUUCAUCGACUUCUACCUCCAUGCCCAAGCGUUCGAUCUCCGACCGGAAGAAGAUGACGCACUGUUCAGCGUGCGGAGCUCAAGGACACUGGGCAGGAGAUGCCGAGUGCGCAGUCAGCGCAAAAGGCAAGAGCUCUGGCAAGGGCACCAAAAGACGGCAAGGGCCUUGGCAAGACCGACAAGGGCGGCAAGACUAG
This is a messenger RNA of Durusdinium trenchii, 1629 nucleotides long. NCBI's taxonomy places the organism in Eukaryota, Dinophyceae, Suessiales, Symbiodiniaceae. The record is from the annotation of a GenBank genome assembly.